AUGCCAAAAUAUGCCAAGUUCCUAAAAGAACUUCUCAAAAAUAGAAAGAAGAUGGAGGAAGCAUCCAAGGUAGUCCUAAAUGAGAACUGUUCAGCCACAAUGUUAAACAAACUGCCAAAGAAGAUGGGUGAUCCGGGUAGCCUAACCAUUCCUUGCCAAUUUGGGAUUUUAGCCACUAGCUAUGCAUUAGCCGAUUCGGGGGCAAUUGUGAACCUCAUGCCAUAUUAUUUCUUUAAGAAGCUAAACCUUCCAGAGCUAAGACCAAUUCGAAUGGCGAUUCACUUAGCAAACAAGACGGUGACAUUCCCGAGAGGUAUAUGUGAAGAUUUAUUGGUAAAAGUCGAUAACUUUGUCUUCCCAGCAGAUUUCAUUGUGCUAGAUAUGGAGGAGGAUCAUCAAGUACCAAUAAUCCUCAGAAGACCAUUUUUGAAUACCGCGGGUUCCAUAGUCGACAUAAGAGACUUAAAGCUUACCCUUCGGGUGGGUGAAUAUUAA
Messenger RNA from Lactuca sativa (garden lettuce), 495 nucleotides. RefSeq lists its product as uncharacterized. The record is from RefSeq and is a predicted model, not a curated record. NCBI's taxonomy places the organism in Eukaryota, Viridiplantae, Streptophyta, Magnoliopsida, Asterales, Asteraceae.